Molecule: messenger RNA, 762 nt
Organism: Hydractinia symbiolongicarpus
Lineage: Eukaryota; Metazoa; Cnidaria; Hydrozoa; Anthoathecata; Hydractiniidae
Exons: 1
Coding region: 1-762 (253 amino acids)
Biological process (GO): DNA integration
Molecular function (GO): nucleic acid binding
Source: RefSeq, a predicted model, not a curated record
AUGACUGAAUUUGAGCAAUUUAUGAAACGAAAUAACAUCAGACACAUUUUUUCUGCACCAUACCAUCCUGCUUCAAAUGGACAAGCAGAGAGAACCGUCCAAACUGUGAAAAACAGUCUUAAAAAGAUAGAAUCGAAUGGUCAAUCCAUUGAGACCAGAGUAAGCCGUUUGCUGUUCACGUACCGCAUCACACCACACACCACCACGGGCAGGUCACCUGCAGAACUACUGUUCAAUCGUCAAUUAAGGAGUGCCCUCCAUUUCGUUAAACCAGAUCUGAAACAGACAGUCAAGGGGAAACAGAUGGAUUCUGAGAAUCGAAGUCAUCGAUUGAAACCGCUGCGGCAAUUUCUAGACCAAGAGGAGGUACUGAUUAGAAAUUUUGGUCAAGGACCACGGUGGGUGAGAGGAAACAUUUCGAGAAAGAGAGGACCUGUGACAUACGAUGUUGAAGUGGGAGAGAAAAUCGUUCAACGCCACAUCGAUCAAAUGCGAGCUGCAACCGGCGAGAGAUUAGCUGAUUCAGCAAUGGUAGAGACAGACCCACCUCUGGCUGUGCUACCACAGUUUGAACCGUCAGAAGUUGACGAAACCGUUACUGAAAUCGAGCCAAGGGUCCAGUUACCUGUUCCUGAGACAUCUGAGCCGUUUGAAGACGUUGCAGAAGAUGUGAACAAGGACACCAAUUCUCGACCUGAACGAUCUCGCCGUUUACCAAAGCAUUUCGAGGACUAUGACUUGAACCGCAUUGUAUACGUUUAA